Durusdinium trenchii is the source of this 3008-nucleotide messenger RNA. NCBI's taxonomy places the organism in Eukaryota, Dinophyceae, Suessiales, Symbiodiniaceae. The record is from the annotation of a GenBank genome assembly.
CUUUGUGGGGCAUGGCAGCCCUCAAAUUCAAUGACGAGGCUGGCAAACGAUGCAAGCCGCAAUCCGUCGUUCACUGUGGCCGGUGUCUUGUUUGUGGCCUUUACUGACUUGCUGCAGUCACUUCCCGCUUCGUUCAGUUCCACUCGUUGCCAUCAUGCACCCCGUCGUUUGACCCGAUCCACUGCCAAAGGCUUGCCAUUGAGCCUUGGCAUUGUGUGCUAUUCCUGACACUUGACAACAGGGUUUCUCGUCCAAGACUGGGAGCGUUGCACCUUCGCGCGUUGCCAUGGGUGCACUCUUUAGCAAGAGCCUGUCAGUCGAAGCGCUAUUCGAUGGGCCCUACUACCAGGGACACAUGUUUGAGGGUUUGACCGACGAGCAGAAGCAAGCCAUCGUAGCAGACCUGAGCGAUAUGGACGCGAAGCUCCCAGGUGGUGGGUUGGCGGGGUAUCUCCAAAGGGCGCGAGGACUUUUAGCAGAUGCCAAAGCUGGCAAGAAUCCCUUUGAAGGGCUGACGCCAGAGGUUCCCAUGGGCGAACGCCUCACUGGAGAAACUGGACCAGGCUCUAAGACAUACGCAGAUUUUGAGAAGAAAGGCAUGGAGCAGCUCAGCAAGACUUGCUUUUGCCUUGUUGCAGGAGGCUUGGGGGAGCGCCUGGGUUAUCCAGGAAUCAAGAUUGGCAUCACGGCCGAGUUGACCUCCGGGAUGACCUUCAUGGAGCUCUACGCCAAGUAUAUCCUAGCUUUUCAAAGCUAUGCUCGUCAGGCCUCUGGAAACUCAUCCUUGGAGCUGCCUUUGGCCAUCAUGACCUCAGGUGAUACUAACGCCAAGACCCUGGAGCUAUUGGAGGCAAACUCCUAUUUUGGUUUGAGCAAAAGUCAAGUGACUAUCAUGAAGCAGGAGCUUGUCCCUGCUUUGAUGGAUAUAGAUGCUCGCAUUGCUGUUAAAGAUGGUCAGGUGGAGAAAAAGCCCCAUGGCCAUGGAGACGUGCAUGCUUUGCUUCACCAGCAUGGGCUCCCAAGAAAGUGGGCCAGCGAGGGCAGAGAGUGGCUUUUGCUUUUCCAAGACACCAACCCAUUGCCCUUCCGAAGCUUGUGCGCAAUUCUUGGGGUGUCAGCAGCGCGCAACUUUGUCAUGAAUUCUGUGACUGUACCACGUUUGCCUGCCGAAGCAGUCGGCGGAAUUUGCAAGCUCAAGGACGCCUCUGGCGAAGGCAUGACCAUCAAUGUGGAGUACAACCAGCUGGAUCCCUUGUUGAAGACCACUCCUGCCGGAGGUGAUGUAGCAGAUGCCAGCGGAUUUUCUCCAUAUCCCGGAAAUAUCAAUGUGUUGGUCUUCCGCGUGCCCGACAUGGCAGAGCGGCUGGAAUCCACAGGUGGUAUCGUCCCAGAGUUCGUCAAUCCCAAGUGGGCAGAUGCGGAGAAGAGCAAAUUCAAGUCUCCCACCCGUUUGGAGUGCAUGAUGCAAGACUUCCCUAGGCUUUGCAAGAAGGAAGACCAAGUGGGGUUUACCCAAUUGGAGAGACUCAUGAGCUUCACUUGUGUCAAGAACAACUUGGCCGAUGCGGCCAAGAAAAACCCUCCAGACUGCGCACUUUCAGCAGAGGCGGACAUUUAUGCCUGCAACGCUCGUUUGCUUGAGCUUGCGGGUGAAGGAAAGGUCAAAAUCGCCCAGCCCAAGGAUGUCAGCUUCUUAGGCAUCACAGCAAGCAUUGGAGCUCGCAUCAUUCUGGCACCAAGUUUUGGAAUAUCUUUGGAAGAUAUGAAGACAAAGAUCAAAGGUAAGGUCAGCAUCUCCCAAAAGUCAGAGCUUCUCAUUGAUGGCAACGUGACAUUGAAUGACCUGGACCUGGAUGGAGCCCUGAGGCUUUUGGCCGAUGGUGAGCUAGGAAGCAAGGUGGUGAAGAAUUCAGGCUCGCAGCUGGCAGCUAUUCCAGACCAGGAGCUCAAAUCACAAGAACCCUCUCUCCAGAUUCGAGGCUACCGUCGUGUGGCUGCUGAGGUGGAGGAGAUCAAGAAGCUUUGAGAUGCGCUCAGCCUGCUCAGCAGUUGGAGCCAGUGAGAGGAGGUUUGCUCGAUUUGCUAAAACAAGUAUUUACACAGGCUUUGCAUCCCAUCUGAAUGUUGUCGCUCUUGAAUUCUGGGCCUUGUGCAUUGUCAUUGAUGUUCAAAAAGGAAACAACUAACCCGCGAAAAACCUCAUCAAGAUACUCAAAUCUUCAGUACAAAGAUCAACCAAAUUGAUGCAUCCAAAUGCUAGUUGGAAUAUAGUCUGAGUUGGUUCCAAUUGCUGGUUGCACACUAUUGCACACUGCUUGGGCACCGAACACUGAAAAAAAUGGCAGCCGCAACGACAAAGCGUGGGCCGUUCUAUGCCUGGACUUUCAAUUUUGGCGGCGCCAGGCCUUUUUUGACACUCUUUCUGAUUCUAUAUACCUGUACAGAAUAUAGUUGCACACAGAAAAGACUCACAGAGAUGCAAAUUUUAAGUGCGUGAGAAAGGUGAUUCGGGAAGCUGCAGCCGAAACAUAUCAAUUGGAGCAGACUUUUGGGGAAUUUUGAACAACAUGCAGCAGCUAUACUUCGAAAGAACGCAUUUAGUCAAGUACUUACUGUCCUCUAGAUGACUCCAAGGUUGUGCUGUGUCGACCUUUUGAAUUCACGUUGACAUGCUGCGCCGUUUGGUGCUGCCUUGUUGGUGGUGGAUGCCCAUAGGCCUCCUGAGUGCUCCUGAACAUCCGAACCUUCGCCAUUGUGGUACCAUGUGUUGGGAAGCGGCCAAUGCUUAGGCAAACCAAGUAGAAUUGGAGAAUAUUGGCGAUUUCCGAUGUUGGUUCUUGCCCCUGUUGGUUCUUGCCGCCGCCGUAUUGUACAAGCCUUCAGAGGGCUAAUUAGAGAGCCUCCGUUUUCCUCUUAUAUAAGUGUUUGUAAUCUACACUUGCGACUUGUUUCAACAUGUUUCAACUAUAAGCUAUACUGAUCGCGAUUGUAGCCAGGCACCAGGUCCC